Messenger RNA from Protopolystoma xenopodis, 294 nucleotides. The record is from the annotation of a GenBank genome assembly. NCBI's taxonomy places the organism in Eukaryota, Metazoa, Platyhelminthes, Monogenea, Polystomatidea, Polystomatidae.
AUGAGCGCCGCCAUUUUCGGUAAUGUGACUUCAAUCAUGCUGCGGCUGUCGCAGAAGUCAGAGGAGUUUCACGAGCGGCUGACGAAUAUCAAAGAGUUCAUCAACUUCUACCGCAUGCCAAAGACAAUGGGCCAUCGCUUGCAGGAGUCCUUCCAGUCGGCUUACGACUUCUCGAGUGGCAUGGACAUGAACAGCGUGAGUCACCCACCCGAUGCUAUUUUUCCUCGUGGAAGGCAAGAUCCUCGUCGUGGUCUUCUGUCGCCCGGCCAAAGGAACGCGUUCGGCAGCGUCUAA